Trifolium pratense (red clover) is the source of this 901-nucleotide messenger RNA. Its product is annotated as mitochondrial fission 1 protein A-like. Gene Ontology annotation, biological process: autophagy of mitochondrion; peroxisome fission; mitochondrial fission. The transcript is spliced from 5 exons. Bases 114 to 641 code for a protein of 175 amino acids. Gene Ontology annotation, cellular component: peroxisomal membrane; mitochondrial outer membrane. The record is from RefSeq and is a predicted model, not a curated record. Gene Ontology annotation, molecular function: protein binding. NCBI's taxonomy places the organism in Eukaryota, Viridiplantae, Streptophyta, Magnoliopsida, Fabales, Fabaceae.
AGUAAGAGACUGCGUGUGAGAGAGUCCAAGUCGGUGUGACAACAAAACUUAAACGAAAGAGAGCGAACAAAGCGUUCUGUGGUGUGCUCUGAAAUUCAAUCAAACAAAUUUCAAUGGCGAAACUUGAAGCGAAGUUAGGAAUGAUCGUUGACAAGGUCAAUCAAUUUUUCUCCGGCAACGACCUUCUUCCCUCCUGCGAUCCCGAUAUCGUCGCUGGAUGUGAAAGAGAGGUUGCUGAGGCAGAAAAACUACCCUCCUCUGAUGAGGCUCUGCAAGAAUCUCUCUUGCGUUUAUCAUGGGCUCUUGUCCACUCAAAGCGUCCAGAAGAUGUGCAGCGUGGAAUAGCAAUGCUUCAAACAUCAAUACCUAAUGCAGCUGAGCCGCUGCGGCAAAGGGAGAAGCUUUAUCUUCUGGCUGUUGGAUAUUAUAGAAGUGGUGACUAUUCAAGGAGUAGGGAUCUUGUUGAGACAUGCCUAGAGAUUGCACCCGACUGGAGGCAGGCAUUGACACUUAAGGAGGCGACUGAGGAGCGAAUAAAAAAAGAUGGUCUCAUUGGGAUAGGCAUUGCUGCAACUGCUGCUGCAACUGCUGUUGGACUGAUUGCAGGUGGGAUUGCGGCAGCCGUUUCUCGUAAAAGGUGAUAGAAUCCUUUCUAUUAAGCAUAUGAUCGCAGAUGACAUGUAAGAACAAACAGUAUGAUACUGUGAAUUUGCUGCAUCUUACUGCUUUUAAAGGAGGGAACAAACAAUGAUGUGUACAAAGUGGUGGAGAUAAUAUCCAAGUACUAGCUAGACUAGAUAAGAGAUAUGUUGUGUGUUUCAUGUUUUAAAAAAUUCUGUAUUUGUCUUCUUUGUUGUUGUUGUCUCCAUCUUUCUUACGAUGCAAUCCUUUUUUGACCAAA